AUGGAUGCAUUCUGGAUUUCCGGUCUCCAACUGAGUGCUCUUGCUACCACACUCUUCGAGCUUCGAAGGAAGAUGUCUAUCAACAUCUUCGCCAUCUCUACUGUCGCUCUUGCAGCUGUCACUGUCUCAGCUAACCACGCUGUCUCGUUCACUAACAAUUGUGGAUCGAGUAUCCGUCCGAUCAUCAAGAACACCGCUAACGGUGUGACCUACACCGGACCAUGGCUCUCCAAGGGACAGGGCUCAUCGAGCAGUUGGCCGUCUGGAAUCAUCGUUGGCCAGACUAACGCUAACCAGGGCAACGACUGUGUCGGCUGCACCCGUCUCGAGUGCGACUUUGCCAACUCUAAUCCUUUCUUCCACUGCUGCCAGCUCUCGCGUGAGGCCGGUUUCCAUAUUGGCAUGAGCUUCUCCUGGACUGAAGGAGGAUGCAAGGGUGAUAUUUGCAAAUCUGCUUCGUGCCCGCUUUCCGGUCCCUGGUACCCCUGGCCCGUCGACGAUGGUAGCUCGCUCCACUGCUGCCCUACCGCCAAUGUCGGUCUCAAGAUCACUUUCUGCCCUUAA
This is a messenger RNA of Rhizoctonia solani, 564 nucleotides long. RefSeq lists its product as uncharacterized. The record is from RefSeq and is a predicted model, not a curated record. The transcript has 4 exons. Lineage: Eukaryota; Fungi; Basidiomycota; Agaricomycetes; Cantharellales; Ceratobasidiaceae. The coding region runs from base 1 to 564 and encodes 187 amino acids.